CAAGGUUUGGCGCUUUGUUCCUUGUCGGCCACUUCACUCCGCCUCGUUUCAGCCGUCGACCGGCGCAGCCAGAACAUUUCCGUCUUUCGCGCCGUGUGGUUCCUCAAAGAAGAAAUCCUGGGAGUAAUCUGUGGAAUAUUCUUCGUCUCAGUGGUUGGAUGAUGAUGAGGAUGAUGAUGAAUUCGCGCACUUUGCUGCCCGCUGUCCUGCUGCUCUUCGGUUUGGCGACAGUUUUCGCUCAGUCUUCCGCACCUAAACAUGUGUGUGAGACGAAGAACGGGACAAACUGUGAGGAAUGUCUGAAAAAUGUGACGUGCUUGUGGUGUAUCAAGACCAAGUCAUGUGUAACGUAUCCGGUGAAGACCAUCCUUCCACCACAUGCUCUCUGCCCACUAAAUGAUGCUCGCUGGGGUCUCUGCUGGAUGAACUUCCAGGCCUUGAUCAUCACCUUGGCAGUGGUGGGCGGAGUCAUCAUCAUCGCCUUCCUCAUCUGCUUGUUCUGCUGCUGCAAGUGUGAGAACUUUGGAUCCAAUAGGUUUGAGUCUAAAAUGGAGAGGCAAACUAACAAGACAAAAACCAAGCAGGAAGAAAGGAGGGCAGAGAUGAAAGAAAGACAUGACGAAAUCAGGAAAAAAUAUGGUCUCAGUGGACAAAACCCAUACUCCAAAUUUGCCUGAGUGUCAGACGAACACAAACCUCCAGACUGUCUCACAUCACACACUGUCCAUUUUGUUGUGGGUGAAGACACAAACAAUGACAUGAUCUGGGAAUAAAUGUAAACUAUAAUUAACUAAAUGUCAGAAACGUGACGGUAGUUUUGUAUAGACUGUUUUGAUGUGAACAGGAGUUUCAUGUAGUGAUGGAAUAGGCUGUGAAAAACAGCAGCAGUCUCAUUGUGUGGCUCCUGUUGUAAGUCAUACUAUUUAUGAGGUUGAAAUUCACUGUGGAACGAAUCCUGUGUCUCUGCUUAAAAAUUCUUUCCUUUUUAUGUAUGCAAUCCUGUUGCACAUUUUCAGAGGAUCUGUCAGGCUGAUGUUGACAUAGAAAUGAUCUAUUUUUGUAAUUGGUGUUGGACGCUGCUUUCAUUGUAGGGCUGCAACUAACGAUUAUUUUCUUGAUUAAUUGAGUACUUGUUUAGCCCGUAAAAUGUCAGACAAUGUUGAUCAAACCUGGGCGUGAUGAUGAUUCUCGAAUGCCUCGUUUUGUCCACAAACCAAAAUGAUUCAGUUUUAAUGAUUUAUUUGUUAUAUAGGGCAAAGAAACCAGAAAAUAUUCACAUUUACCAAGCUGAAAAAUCAGAAAGCUUGUUUUAAUUAUUGAAAAAUCACUCAAUAGUUGAAGAUUAAUUUAGAAUCUAUUAAUAAUCGAUGAAUUGAAUAAUCGUUGCAGCCCUUUUUCGUUGUGUUAAAGCUGUAUUCACUCAUAACAUUUCUUUUAAAUAUUACGCUCAGAAAAUCAUUCAGUGACGUCAAAAUGAAAUCUUUGCCUUUGCACUCUCCAGUGAAAAGCUAACAUUAACAUAUGUUGAAUGUGAAUGUGCUUGUACAAAACGUACAUCUGUGUUCUGUGAAAACACAAAUGGCUCCUUCUAUUAAUAAACAUUUAUAUAUAA
Molecule: messenger RNA, 1612 nt
Organism: Solea solea (common sole)
Lineage: Eukaryota; Metazoa; Chordata; Actinopteri; Pleuronectiformes; Soleidae
Gene: pttg1ipa
Product: PTTG1 interacting protein a
Exons: 7
Coding region: 159-677 (172 amino acids)
Biological process (GO): protein import into nucleus
Cellular component (GO): nucleus; cytoplasm
Source: RefSeq, a predicted model, not a curated record